Molecule: messenger RNA, 738 nt
Organism: Pseudocercospora fijiensis CIRAD86
Lineage: Eukaryota; Fungi; Ascomycota; Dothideomycetes; Mycosphaerellales; Mycosphaerellaceae
Exons: 4
Coding region: 35-472 (145 amino acids)
Biological process (GO): translation
Cellular component (GO): cytosolic small ribosomal subunit; ribosome
Molecular function (GO): structural constituent of ribosome
Source: RefSeq, a predicted model, not a curated record
CCAUCCACCCAACGACCACAACAACACCGCAAUCAUGGGUAAGGGCAAGCCAAGAGGUCUUUUGGCCGCACGAAAGCUUCGCAACCACCGCCGUGAACAGCAGUGGGCCGAUCUUCACUACAAGAAGCGACUGUUGGGUACCGCAUACAAGUCCUCGCCAUUCGGAGGUUCUUCACACGCAAAGGGCAUUGUCCUCGAAAAGGUCGGUGUUGAGGCCAAGCAGCCCAACUCCGCCAUCCGGAAGUGUGUGCGUGUGCAGCUCAUCAAGAACGGCAAGAAGGUCACUGCUUUCGUGCCAAACGACGGUUGCUUGAACUUUGUGGAUGAGAACGACGAGGUCCUGCUUGCUGGUUUCGGUCGCAAGGGCAAGGCCAAGGGUGAUAUUCCCGGUGUGCGAUUCAAGGUCGUCAAGGUUUCUGGUGUCGGUCUCAGUGCUCUGUGGAAGGAGAAGAAGGAAAAGCCACGUUCGUAAACGUAACGACAUAUGAUCAUGCAUGCAGGCGAUGGGUUAAAUCAACACGGCGUUUGAAGAGCGGCAUCGUUCAGGUCGUCCAUGGUGGCUAUUACAACCGAAGCAGGACACUUUCACACAUGAGAGCCGCAUGAAUGGGGCCAUAGGGUUACUCUAGAGAGCAAGCACUACUACUGUGGAAUGAGAAGUCUUGCGUUGGCCGACCGUCACGCGAGUCGUAUAAAAGUCUGCACAUGGCUGGCAUCUUGGGCUGUGACAUGCAAAGC